AUGGAAACGCAACAGCGCUUGUUAGGGUCAGCUUCCCCGACGGGAGAAUUUGUGCCUCAGGAUAUACAGAAACAAGCAAAGAUUGAUCAAAAUACCCGACAGAAAAAAGUGUCAGCAUGCAACCAUGCACCGCGUUCCGAGUUGGGCAGAUCCCACUCAGGUCCUACUGCUGGUUACAACACAAUGGCUGCUGAUCUCCAAGGGGCUCACGAUAGCCCACAGUAUCAGGCCCAGAGGUCACUCGAACACGACAUGAGCAAGGUGGACUCUGCGGCUAUUCCUCAGGAAGAAAACCAGCAAAUGAUUAGACAGUUGGAGACUAACCCCAUCGCCGAGGAACAUCUCAUUCAUGAAGUGAGAGAAAUCUACGCCGGGCUGGUCAUAGUGGAGAAAAAGUGCAUCGAAGUGAUCAGGAAUCUCUCGCAAAUGGCCCCAAUAACGGAAUUGUCACAGGAUCAGUGGAAAACGGUCAUCUCGCUACACCGAAUGCUGCUCCACGAACAUCAUGACUUUUUUCUCACUUCACAGCAUCCAGCAGCCAGUCCGGUCGUGAAGCACCUUGCUGAGAAGUAUGCUAUGCCUACUCGCAUGUGGCGCUAUGGGAUUCAUUCCUGCUUGGAACUGUUGCGCAAAAGACUGCCUGCCUCGCUAGAUCACAUGUUAGCCUUUAUAUACCUCUCGUAUUCAAUGAUGACACUCCUUCUAGAGAGCGUCCCGCAUUUUAGGGGAACCUGGAUCGAGUGCCUAGGUGACCUAGCGCGGUAUCGUAUGGCAGUGGAAGAUACCGAUGUUGCGGACCGAGACAUUUGGGCAGGGGUCUCGAAGUACUGGUACAAUCAGGAUACUGGUCAAUGUCCUGAAAUUGGUCGAAUUCAGCACCAUCUUGCCGUGUUGUCUCGUCCGGAUACUUUGCAGCAGCUCUUCUACUGCACGAAAGCAUUGAUCAAUGUGCGCCCAUUUUCAGGUGCGCGGGAGAGCAUGGUCCGGCUGUUCAAUCCUAUUUUGAGUGCACCGGCUGAUAGACACACUCUGAUCACUUCUUUUGUGGCUGCUCAUGGUGCUCUUUUUAUGCAUAUGCCAGUUGAGCAGUUUCUUGCUCGGUCGAAGUUCUUCCUUUCCAAUCUGCGCCAGGAGGUUAGCCGGCUAGGCCGAGAGGGACAGCAAGGCGUCUUUAUCACAUCCUGUAAUAUCGCUGCGAUCUUUCAGUAUGGCGAUAAAGAUGGAGCCUUUGCUACAGAGUUCACUUACGAUGGAAACACCACAGCAGAUGCUUAUGCUAUCUCGAGGCAGUGGGCGGCUACUACGGCGCCCAAUGGCCCAAAUAACCACCCACACAUCGACUUCUCAUCCCAAUUUGCAUUCCGCGCGAGCUCUCUCGCUUUUCACACCUUGAUAAUAAUCCUUGGCCAAGCCGGCGACCCGAACAUGCUUCCAACCGUGCAUGCCUCCAUGGCGUUCGUGUGGUGCCUCACACUCCACCCAGCAGCUAUCCAACGACUCGAGCCGCUAGUUCCAUGGUCGAUACUCGCAAACUACCUAAACACUUUACUCCGGCCCGACACUAAUAUUGCAACGAUUGAAGAUGAAUCGUUCCCCCGAAUCGACGACACAACCUCCCAACAGCUACCGGAGGACUUUUUGAUUAGAGGACAAACUUGGAGCCGGCUUUAUUACCCUGCGAAAUUCUUCGAUGAGACGGCUGUAGAGGAUGACAGAUCAUUGAUUGAGGAGCCAUCAACAAUGCUCCCUAGGAGACACAGAUGCUUGUGGCUUGGAGUGCGGAUUGCAACUUUCUCUCGCUGGAUGACAUACGACCAGACUCGACGGUUCACGUCUACCAGACUCGCACACGAAUUUGCACCAAUUUCUCAAUCUACUGAUCACCUCGGUUGAAAUAUUUAGCAUCUUGUCCCUCGCUCGUCGAUCAGGAGAUGAAGGGAGUUUGAAAUG
Messenger RNA from Penicillium canescens, 1950 nucleotides. Its product is annotated as DNA/RNA-binding domain. Gene Ontology annotation, cellular component: telomerase holoenzyme complex. Gene Ontology annotation, biological process: nuclear-transcribed mRNA catabolic process, nonsense-mediated decay. The transcript is spliced from 2 exons. NCBI's taxonomy places the organism in Eukaryota, Fungi, Ascomycota, Eurotiomycetes, Eurotiales, Aspergillaceae. The coding region runs from base 1 to 1893 and encodes 630 amino acids. Gene Ontology annotation, molecular function: telomerase RNA binding; protein binding; telomeric repeat DNA binding. The record is from RefSeq and is a predicted model, not a curated record.